UCCCCGCGCUGCUCUCCGCCCGUCAGCAUGAAGGUCGAGUUUGCCCCCAUCAACAUCCCCCUAAAGAGGAGGAUCCAGACAGUCGCCGUGCUCCAGUGGAUCUUCUCCUUCCUCCUGCUGGGACAGUUUUGCUGUGGAUUCUUUGUGAUCCUGAUCCUGGGCAACUUCUGGUUCCUUGCUGUUCUGUAUCUGCUGUGGCUCUACCUCGACUGGGAAACACCAUGUGCUGGAGGCAGACGGUCCCAAUGGGUCAGAAGCUGGACUGUUUGGAAGUACUUUAGGGAAUACUUUCCCAUUCAUCUUAUAAAAACUUCAGAUCUGAACCCAAAUCACAACUACUUACUUGGCUUUCACCCUCAUGGGGUCCUGGUAGCUGGAGCCUUCGGAAACUUUUGCACCGGUACAAGUUUCAAAAAUUUAUUUCCUGGGCUUACUCCAUAUCUUCAUAUCAUGCCCAUCUGGUUUGGCUGUCCCUUCUUCAGAGAAUACGUAAUGAGUGCUGGAAUGGUUUCUGCAUCCAAGGAGAGUGUCUCGUAUGUGCUGAAUAACGAAGGAGGUGGCCAUGCGUCCGUCAUUGUGAUCGGAGGAGCAGAGGAGUCUCUGAAUGCACAUCCUGGAAGUCUAACACUGAACAUCCUCAAGAGGAAGGGCUUUAUUAAAAUGGCCCUGAAACAUGGAGCUCAUCUGGUUCCGGUGUUUUCCUUUGGGGAAAAUGAACUAUUCAAACAAGUUGCAAACCCCAAAGGCUCGUGGCUCAGAAACAUACAGGAGAAGCUGCAAAAGAUAAUGGGCUUUGCUUUACCCCUGUUUCAUGCUAGAGGAGUAUUUCAAUACAGUUUUGGCAUAAUACCUUACAGGCAACCUAUUCAUACUGUUGUGGGAAGCCCCAUCCCUGUGAAACGGAACUUGAACCCCACCACUGAAGAGAUUGAUGAGCUACAUGCAUUGUAUCUACAGAAACUAAGGCAAUUGUUUGAAGAACACAAAAGAAAUUAUGGGAUCCCUGAGCAUAAAUCUCUCAUCUUCGAAUAGCAAAUUACAAUUUGAAAUUCCAAAUCUCAUGGAAAGAAACAGUAUCUGCUGAAAGAUAUCUUUGUUACAAUCCAUAUUUUGCAAUCUGUAAUUAUCCUUAUGCAAGGAAUACUUUUAAGAAGGGAUUAUUAGAUGAUUUUUUGAUUUUUAUCUUAUCCUUGGGGGGGGGGAAAUCUUUGGGAUAUAAGCCUCGAAGCCAGUGCUGUUUUGAGUUGUCCUUUUAGGUUUAUCUAUACCAGAAAUGCAAGUGAGACAUCUCACACAGAUCUUCUUACCACCAUGGUACCUACCCAUAGCUUGAGCACAGGAAAUUGCCCCAGCAUGAGAUCAUGAGCAGGAAAACUAUAAACCCAAGAAGUCUUUGAUUAGAAGUUAAGAGACUUUCCAGCAUUUAUCAAAUGUGGCAUCAGGUUGUUCUCUGAAUCCCAGAAACCCCUGCUGCUCUUCCACAGAAACGAAGGUGUGUGUUUUCAGCAGAUGGGUAUUGUAAACCAUUUACAUGAGAAUUCAAGAAUAAAUAGGAGCUUUCAGCCCUGAAUGGGAUAUUGGCAAAGGUGGUUUGUCCGAGUUAGGAAGCAAAGCAAACCUUCUGUUUGGAGGAGAACAGUGUGUUGAGCUUUUGUGUGCGUGUGUGUGCUGAGUGGUGGGAAGCACUGAAUGAUGUGACUUUUCGGGACAAUCUGUGUUUUGAAUCAUCUGUUUGAUAGCUCCAGCUUCAGAGGAGAUGGCAGGCACAGGACAGGAGAAGUGAGGGAAUCAUGUGAACUUUACGCCUUGUGCAAAGUAAAAAUGAUCUUAUGUCAAGUGCUUGCACAGAAGGAAGGGGAGCCCCGUUUGCUCAGUCUAGUUCUGAAUCUUC
Messenger RNA from Manacus vitellinus (golden-collared manakin), 1891 nucleotides. It is a transcript of the gene MOGAT1, whose product is annotated as monoacylglycerol O-acyltransferase 1. Gene Ontology annotation, cellular component: endoplasmic reticulum membrane. Lineage: Eukaryota; Metazoa; Chordata; Aves; Passeriformes; Pipridae. The record is from RefSeq and is a predicted model, not a curated record. Gene Ontology annotation, biological process: diacylglycerol biosynthetic process; triglyceride biosynthetic process. The coding region runs from base 28 to 1032 and encodes 334 amino acids. Gene Ontology annotation, molecular function: diacylglycerol O-acyltransferase activity. The transcript has 6 exons.